Molecule: messenger RNA, 4778 nt
Organism: Venturia canescens
Lineage: Eukaryota; Metazoa; Arthropoda; Insecta; Hymenoptera; Ichneumonidae
Gene: chp
Product: chaoptin
Exons: 16
Coding region: 16-3933 (1305 amino acids)
Cellular component (GO): extracellular matrix
Molecular function (GO): protein binding
Source: RefSeq, a predicted model, not a curated record
CGAAGCAACCGAAAAAUGAGGAAGUUCUCGUCGUCCCGUUUCACGGGUCCAUCCCUCCGAGACGCAGAAAAAAAUCUCUUGACGUUCGUAAAAAUGGGCUACGCCAUGAUGAUCCUGACGCUCAUCCUCAUGUUUUGGACUUCGAUGGUCAGGAUGCACGAACUACCCGUUCAGUAUCCACCCUGUUUCUUCAAUCCCUUGUGUACCUGCUCCAAAGCGAUACCGGACCUUGGAAUCGUUGCCUGUGAUAAUGUACCGAUGCCUAGGAUUCCACAGCCCAUCAACUCUUCCAAAGUGUUUAUGCUGCAAUUGGAGAACAACGGACUCCGGCAUUUGCAGCCUCAAUUUCUCAUCAAUACAGGUCUUUACAAGCUACAGAUCAAACAUAAUCCGAUAUCGGAUAUACCGGACGAAGCUUUCCUAGGGCUUGAAAGAUCAUUGUGGGAGCUUGAAUUACCAUACAAUCGACUUACGAGGGUGCCGAGCAAGUCCUUUAGGCACCUACAAAAAUUGAGACUCCUCGAUUUAACUGGAAAUCAGAUAUCGCACGUAGCGUCCGACAGUUGGCGCGGGCUGGAAAAUUCCCUACAAACUUUGAGGAUAGGAAAGAAUGCACUUGAUAAACUUCCGGCGGACGCAUUCGCCGGGCUCAUCUAUCUCGAGUAUCUUGAUCUUCGUGAGAACAGCAUCAAAGAAAUCGAUCCAUCGGUAUUUCGAGAUGGAAUGGCACAUUUGACGCAUCUGUAUUUAAACGAUAACCAGCUGACGGCGAUUCCAUAUUCUCAAAUAUCUUCGCUCAAGCGUAUGAAAGUUCUCGACCUUAGUUACAACAGGAUAGCUAAAGUCAUUCAUCCUCAAAUGGAAGCGGAAAUUCGAGGCCUUCAAAUCUCGUUGGAUAUUUUGCGGCUCGAUUACAAUCACAUCGAUCGACUCUUGCCGGGGUCGUUUCAGCAUUUUUAUAAAGUCAAUAAAACUUAUUUGAACGGCAAUCCUUUGACAAUCGUUGAGGAUGGAACGUUCCGGGAUUCGAGAAUUCGCGAAUUGUACUUCACAGAUUGUGAUUUGUCUGAAAUCAGCUCUCCGGACCUAUCGGGAUUGGAGUCCUCGCUCGAAUUACUCGAUCUUUCUGGAAACAAUAUCACCAGUUUGCCCAAUCAUUUGUUCCAAGAGUUUGACUUUUUGAGGACUUUGAUCUUUCGGGAAAAUCGUAUCGACAGCUUUGCACCAGCCGAAAUAUUCACCGGUUUCCAGUACUCUCUGUACAAUCUCGACUUGAGUGGCAAGAAAAAUGGUAUCAUUUCGCUUCAAGAUUUGAGGCAAAUGAGGAAUUUACGUUUUCUUUCAAUGUCACGAAUGCCGGAGUCGACGCUUUCACCGGACAAUUUCCUCGAGUUUGGAAUAGACGUCAAAGAGCUCCACAUUGUUCAGAGCAAUCUCAACACCAUCAAAAGUCACGCUUUUAUGCACGUUCGGGGGAUAAAGCUGUUGGACUUUUCGGAAAAUUCGAUAACUACGAUCGACGAAGAUGCAUUUUCGGAGGUUGGACAUUCUCUUCUGACACUUCGAAUGUCGAAUGGGUUGGCCACAUCGACGAGCGAAUUGCCCAGCAAGUCAUUCAAGUCGUUGACGAAUCUUCAGCAUCUCGAUUUGAGUAAUAACAAAAUAAAGACAAUGCCAGACACAUCAUUCCACUUUUUGAAACGUAUCAAGCGUCUGGAGUUACAGGAUAACGAAAUUCAGGAGAUCCGCAAAGGAACAUUUCAGGGAGACAUCCAUUCGACCCUGGAGGAUGUGAACAUGGCUUUCAAUCAUCUUGGCAACAUACUAACUCACACAUUCGUCGAUCUGACUUCUCUGACGAGCAUCAACCUCGAGGACAAUAGGAUCGAUAGAAUCGAAAGACGCGCUUUCAUGAAUAUGAACCGGUUGAAGUACAUCAAUUUACGAGGCAACAAAAUUAGGGACAUUACUGAUGAGGCUUUCCAGAAUCUUCCAGAUCUUGAGUUUCUGGAUUUGGCUUACAACGAACUCGAAGAAUUCGAUUUCGCUUCGUUCGAUCAAGUCGGCACUUUGGCCUCGUUCAAGGUGAAUGUAAGCCACAACAGCAUACCGAAACUGUGGAUCAACAGCACAACUAUGACACCUGCGACUAGCAUUGGUGGUAAUCUACAGUCAAACAUCAAAGUAUUGGACAUGAGUCACAACAACAUCAGCGACAUAAUGAGGUAUUAUUUCCGGCCAGUGGAGUAUUCCUUAACGCAUCUGUAUCUUGCUCAUAACGAAAUAGCGAAUGUAACUCAGGGAGUAUUUGGAAACAUGCCACAUUUGCAGUGGCUCGAUUUCCGUUACAACGAUCUCGUCGAGAUCGAUUUCGAUUGUUUUCGAAACACGAAAAAUCUUCAAGUCCUGUUGCUCUCGCACAACAAUAUAAUGGACAUUCCAGCGGAAGUCCUGAGGCCUCUGAAAAAACUUCGAAUCCUCGAUUUGUCCUGGAACAAACUGCGAACUUUACCAGACAAUUUGUUCACCGAGGCGACAAUCGAAAGUCUCGAUUUGUCGCACAACCAAUUUAUGCGCUUGCCUGCAAAAGCCAUGUCGCCUGCUGCUGCAGGUUGGCUAUCGACACUCGACAUGUCUUGGAAUUUGUUGUCCGGCAUUCACAACACAGAUGCCAUUUCCAAGCUCCACAGUCUUUCGUGGCUCGAUCUUUCUUACAAUCGUCUCGUGAGACUCGACGAUGCGAUAUUUUCGGAACUCGAUCAUUUGAAUCACCUCGAUCUCAGUCAUAACAAACAAUUGAUCCUGGAAUCGCGAGGCAGAACUUUCAACGGAUUAGAAGAUUCUCUACUGUUUUUGGGACUCAGCAAUAUUUCGCUUCUAAGCGUGCCUGAAUUGCCGUUCCGGUAUUUGAGAACGUUGUACCUCGCCCACAACGAAUUGGCAUCGAUACCCGCUGAAAUGGCCUCGAAUUUGAGCACUCUCCAUCAUCUCGAUCUUAGCCACAACGAUUUAACUGUUGUCCCGCUCAUUACUCACACGCUUCCUGAAUUAAAAACUUUCGAUAUUGGUUAUAAUCCAAUCACAGCCAUCACCAACACGAGUUUCCUUGGCUUGGCCGAUAGUCUUGAAGAACUCGAUAUCCGAAGACUCUCGUUAUCCACCUUCGAGGCUGGUGCUCUUUGUAAAGCUUCGAAGCUCAAAACGCUCCUCGUGACUGCUUACACCGGGGUUAAAAAUUUCAAUUUGCCUAAUAUUUUGGAGUACAAUCACGGUUUAAAGAAUCUUUACAUUGACGUCGACAAUGAAACCAAUUUGGAAAAGGAAAUGAAGGGAAAGUUCCCUGCGAAGCUUUACAACUUCACUUUGAGUGGAAGAAAUCUUCGUUCGCUAGACAAAGAUAUUCUGCGGGGCAUGCGGAAUCCACAUCUUCACUUCGCCCUUCACAAUACAAGCGUAGCGACCGUACCAAGAGAGAUUUUCGACCACGCUAAUUGGGUUAGGAACGUCACGGUCGAUUUGCAUAACAACGACUUAAAAACUCUGCAGAAUCCUUCUUCAGGUCACAAGCCAGGAAUGCCGGACAAAAGAUUUUUACUCCGGCUCAGAAUGGUUGGAAGUUACGUGACUUGUGACUGUGACAUGGGGUGGAUCGAGGUUUGGCAACGAAAGCAUCGACAAUAUCAGGAGGAUCGAUGUACGACGUACGGUUUUUACAACAAUUACGAGCGCGAUGAAGGAGGAGAAUACAGUUGUUGGGAUAACGGCUGGGACGAUGAUUUGCGAGAGACUUUCUGUCUGAACAAGAAUAACAUGUCGCUGGCAAAAGCUCUCAAGUCUGACAUUGAGUGCGGUUGGGGUGCAGCGAGCUCUAUCCAUUUAUCGAGCAUCCUCGUUUUCUUCGUCGUCACAGUACUCACUACGAACAUCUACUAAACAAUGAAUUUUUCAAAGUUUUUUUCCUUUUGAACCAUCGUAUUAUCAAGCAUAUAUUUCAGCAGCAAUAACAACGCUAAUUGUUCAGCAUUCGUCGAUGGAAUCGCAGACCAUGACAGAUAAUUUUUUCCUGUAACAAAAGUAUUCACUGCAAAAGCAGGUAUAUUUUGGGUGAAAAAAUAAUUUGCAACUUUUUCCUCUCUUCUUGCUCAACAACGUUUAACUCUUGCUCCGCAAUAGUUAAAAUCGAUCGACAAUCACAUUUGAUUAUUGCUGCAUCCAAAUUCAAUCGAUCUUAUUUGGUAAGCGUGUGGUUUCAUAAGACUUUGUAUGUAAUGCAGCGAAACAUUUGAUUAUUGUGGCUUCGCAACGAGUUGGUCGAAAAGUUUUUCAGAGUUAAAACUUUUUGAAAUCAUUUUGACUUUUCGAGCUGCUUCACAUGUGCCAUGAGUUUUAUUUUCAUUUUUAUUUGUACAACGGAUUUGGAAAAUCUGUUUUUUUUUUAGAUAUCGUCAAAAUUAUUCAAAUAAAAUAACCACCCGAUUGCAUUUUAUAUUUUAUUUAUUUUUGACUAAAGAAACUGCAUCCAAGAAUCAAGCUCCAUGAAAAUAAUGCAAAAAAUUCUCUUCGAAGUAACAAUUCAAGGUUACGAACAAGUCGGAACACUUUUUCUACUUUGUCUUAUAAAAAAUUCAAGAAUCAAUCAUUUUAAAAACAUUUACUUUCUGCAAAUUCAAGAUAAACAAGUUUCGUGAACAAAAACAUAUUUAUUUGAACUCGUACAUGGACUUUUUAAAAAUGUUAUUAUUUUUGAAACUAAUAAAAAUUAAGAAAUCAAUACACUA